GGACCCUUUGCAUUGUACUGAGCCUUGGGUCCUCUUUUCAUUAAUGAACUAUUAUUUUUGCGAAAAAAAAAAAAAUUCGGAGCACUCCAACCAUCACCAAUCACUGUAAUCGUGACCAAUAGCCACCACGCGAUCAUCAUAAGUGUGGAAAACACUCGCCUAGCGGAAAGGAUUUUCUUUCCUCUGCAUCAGCGACUACCGUAUGACGACCCAAGAAUGUGAACCGCGAGCCUCCAACCCCUACACCAAUAACUUGCCCGUAAUCCCAACAAACCCUAAUUUCUGAUCACUCCCAAAUUCUCACCUUAUUUUUUAUUUUGAUUUUUUUCUUUUGUAACUGCUCUAAUUAUUCUCUUCCUCCAUAAUUGUCGCCUAAUCUUUUUAUCAAUUGACCUCUGUAUUCCGUGGUCUUUUUGGUUUAUCAAUUUCUUAGAUUUCUUACUCAUUCAGUGGAUCAAGAUUCGACUUUGGUCUUUUGAGGUUCUAACAACUGGAUGGUUUGAAGAAUUAUUGAAAGGUUGUAUAACUAUGGGCAGCAGUGACAUGGAUAAACCAGCAAAGGAGAAAGAGGCAAAGGCCCUGUCUGGUACCACUGCGCAGUCCUAUGUUCUUCAGGAGCAGCCUUCAACCACCAGCACUGGCCCUGUAAAUUCUGAAUGGACGGGAUUUCAGGCAUAUUCUCCUAUACCUCCACACGGGUUCUUGGCAUCAAGUCCCCAAGCUCACCCAUAUAUGUGGGGGGUUCAGCAUAUUAUGCCUCCUUAUGGCACCCCACCACAUCCAUAUGUUGCCAUGUAUCCCCAUGGUGGCUUAUAUGCUCAUCCGUCCAUUCCUCCGGGAUCUUAUCCUUUUAGUCCUUUUGCAAUGCCUUCGCCGAAUGGUAUCAAUGAGGCAUCUGGAUAUACACCUGGUAGCACAGAAGCAGAUGGAAAGCCAUCUGAUGUGAAGGAAAAAUUGCCAAUUAAAAGGUCCAAAGGGAGUUUGGGCAGUUUAAACAUGAUUACAGGGAAGAAUAAUGAGAUUGGCAAAACAUCAGGAGCAUCUGCUAAUGGAGCUUAUUCUAAAAGUGCUGAGAGUGCAAGUGAAGGCACAAGUGAAGGAAGCGAUGCAAAUUCACAGAACGACUCACAAAUGAAGUCAGGGGGAAGGCAAGAUUCUGCAGAAGCUGAUGCAUCUCAAAAUGGUGGUUCUGUGCAUGGUCCUCAGAAUGUAGGGCACAGUAUGCCUAAUACAAUCAUGAACCAGACUAUGUCCAUUGUGCCGAUACCAGCUACUGGUGCCCCAGGAGCUCUACCUGGUCCCACAACCAACUUAAAUAUUGGAAUGGACUACUGGGGAGCCCCAGCUUCAUCUGCUAUCCCUGCAAUCCAUGGGAAGGUUCCAAAUACUCCAGUAGCUGGAGGAAUUGUUUCUACUGGAUCUCGCGAUACUGUUCAAUCGCAGAUUUGGUUACAGGAUGAAAGAGAGCUGAAGAGACAGAGGAGAAAACAGUCAAACAGAGAAUCUGCUCGCCGUUCUCGGCUGCGUAAACAGGCUGAAUGUGAUGAGUUGGCCCAGCGUGCUGAAGCCCUAAAAGAAGAAAAUGCCAAUCUGAGAUCAGAAGUAAACCGGAUCAAGAGUGAUUAUGAGCAACUUCUUGCAGAAAAUGCAUCUCUCAAGGAGAAACUUGGGGAAUUUACUGGGCAUGAAGAAUUUAGAACUGUGAGGCAUGACCAACAUUUGAACAAUGAUGGACAAAAGACUGGACAAGCAGAGGUUGCACAGAGUGGUCACUAGGAUCAAAGCCACUUUUCAGCUUACCCUAACCAAUUAGCAUAGGAGUUAUUUUGCAUAGCUUGUAGUUUUUGAAAUUUAUGAAAGCUGAUCUUUUACAGUUGUAGGAUCUGUCCAUCUUCAUUAUCUUCCUAAAUUUCUUAUUGGGUCUGCCUGUAACAAUGAAGAACUUGGAAUGGGCAAUGGCAUGCAGAGUGAAAUUUGUGUCAUACCCUGUUUUAAGAGGGUUGUAUUUAUGCUCAAAAACUUUUGUUGACUUU
Manihot esculenta (cassava) is the source of this 2033-nucleotide messenger RNA. RefSeq names its product bZIP transcription factor 16. The record is from RefSeq and is a predicted model, not a curated record. Gene Ontology annotation, cellular component: nucleus. NCBI's taxonomy places the organism in Eukaryota, Viridiplantae, Streptophyta, Magnoliopsida, Malpighiales, Euphorbiaceae. The coding region runs from base 529 to 1776 and encodes 415 amino acids. The transcript has 13 exons. Gene Ontology annotation, biological process: regulation of DNA-templated transcription. Gene Ontology annotation, molecular function: DNA-binding transcription factor activity; sequence-specific DNA binding.